Messenger RNA from Lolium rigidum, 923 nucleotides. Its product is annotated as 40S ribosomal protein S7. The record is from RefSeq and is a predicted model, not a curated record. The coding region runs from base 135 to 713 and encodes 192 amino acids. The transcript is spliced from 6 exons. Gene Ontology annotation, cellular component: small-subunit processome; cytosolic small ribosomal subunit; 90S preribosome. Gene Ontology annotation, biological process: ribosomal small subunit biogenesis; translation; rRNA processing. Lineage: Eukaryota; Viridiplantae; Streptophyta; Magnoliopsida; Poales; Poaceae. Gene Ontology annotation, molecular function: structural constituent of ribosome.
GGAUUAGGGUUUUAUAAGAGCGCUAUCUGCGAGCCUCUCACGACUCCUCCCAAACCCUAGCGCCGGCGCCUCCACUUCCCUGCUCCCUCAUCUCCUCGCGCCAAAGCGGCAGGGCCCGGCGAAAGGGAAGCAAGAUGUACACCGCCAGGAAGAAGAUCCAGAAGGACAAGGGCGUCGAGCCCUCCGAGAUCGAGGAGACCGUCGCGCAGGCUUUGUUCGAUCUGGAGAACGGCAACACCGAGCUCAAGAGCGACCUCAAGGACCUCUACAUCAACACUGCUCUCCAGUUGGACAUCGUUGGGAACAGGAAGGCCGUGGUCAUCCAUGUGCCGUACCGUCUGCGCAAGGCCUUCAAGAAGAUCCAUGUCAGGCUCGUCAGGGAGCUCGAGAAGAAGUUCAGCGGCAAGGAUGUGGUUUUUGUCGCAACAAGAAAAAUUGUGAGGCCCCCGAAGAAGGGUUCCGCUGUUCAGCGCCCUCGCACCAGAACUCUGACAGCUGUCCAUGAUGGUAUCUUGGAGGAUGUUGUGUACCCUGCUGAGAUUGUGGGGAAGCGUAUCAGAUACCGUUUGGAUGGUGCCAAGGUCAUCAAGAUCUACUUGGACCCAAAGGAGCGCAACAACACUGAAUACAAGCUGGAGACCUUCUCUGCAGUCUACCGCAAGCUUUGCGGAAAGGAGGUCGUCUUCGAGUACCCAGUGACCGAAUCGGCUUAAAUAUGCAUGCUUGGAUACCUCCAUUUUCACAUCUUUCAAGUCCAGAUGGUUUGAUUGAAGUAUCUGUUAGUUUGCUAUCAAUGUAUUCCAGAAACCAUAGUUUUGGUAACAACUUGGUGAUUAGGCAGUUCCCUGGAGAAUGGCAAUGAACGUGAACAAUGUUGAAGUUUUGAGCAUUUUAAUUAUAGACCUGUGCACUCCUGUCUUGCA